AAAAAUAGGACCAACUCAAUACAUUCAUUAUCCAACAUUUGAAACCAAAGACAAGAAUAGAAAAGCUUCACAGAUAUAUGUUUAUGGUAUUCCACACACAUAAAUUUAGAUUAAUAUGGAGGAUUCGUCUCUUCUUAGCCCAAUCUCUCUCUUCACCAUUGUCAUCUUCUUGUUCAUUCUCAAUCUCAUGAUGAUUAUUCAAGACUUCUCUUCUUAUUUUCCCUAUCGUUUCCAUCUCUUCUUAUCUAAUGCCUACAUUCUCUUCGCCUCAACAAGAAACAAUAAGCAGAAGACCGAGCUCCCAAUAAAAAAGAAAGCCUUUGUCCCGAACCGAGUAGAAAACAAGACGUCCGUGGAAGAAGUCAAGGCCAUGAUAAACGACUCGGAAGCUUUAUACGAACGUUUGAUAGAAGAAGGAGAAGAGUACUUGUUUGAGAAGAAUGAGAUGAUGAGUAAGGAGUUAGUGAAAGAGGCGUUUAGGUUAUUUGAUGAGAAUCAAGACGGGUUUAUAGAUGAAAAUGAGUUGAAACAUGUGUUGGGUUUGUUAGGAUACGAUGAGUGUACAAAGAUGGAAUGUAGGAAGAUGAUUAAGGUUUUUGAUGAGAAUGGAGAUGGGAACAUUGAUUUUUAUGAGUUUGUGAAGCUCAUAGAGAAGAGCUUUUCGUGAAGUAGAGCUAGAUUGGAAUAAUAAUAAAAAUUAACUAUGUUCUAAAUUCUAAUUGGUGACUUGUCUAAAAUACUUUUUCUUCUUUUUUUCUUUUUUUUUUUUGUUGGUCGUCCUCUAAUAAACUUGUUUAUGUUGAUGUAUAUAAUAUAGUCAUGCUUCUGUGAAUUUCGGAGAAACUGAUAAUACAAGGAAAAGUAUCC
Molecule: messenger RNA, 867 nt
Organism: Camelina sativa (false flax)
Lineage: Eukaryota; Viridiplantae; Streptophyta; Magnoliopsida; Brassicales; Brassicaceae
Product: putative calcium-binding protein CML47
Molecular function (GO): calcium ion binding
Source: RefSeq, a predicted model, not a curated record